AUGUUUAGGCUUGGCAACGGCUUUGCUGAGGAAGCUGUCGAGUGGACUGCCCUAGGGUCUCAGGUGUGUGAACCUGAUGAGAUUUGUCAAGAAACACUGCUGCUCAUAGACGUAGGUGUAAAAUCUCUCAUAUUGGCGAGCAAAGGCCUCAGCAAAGCUGCCAGUAACACGACCCUCGAUGUCCAGGAGUUUUCCAAAAAACCUGGAAUAGUGGCUGCCUCUUAUGUCCACUUCUGUGACACUGAACUGUGCAACAACGCUUCCAGCACCAGAGUCCUACUUGACAAACUGUCACUUACAAACUCCUCUCAGCUGAACAUUCACCAGUGUCCUGUCUGCUUGAGAUUUCACGGUUCCUGCUCCCAAGAAUCCAAAUUUACCAUCUGCCCUAAGUCCACCCGCUGCUAUUACAGUGACAUAACAGUAGAAGGAGGUCAGUCGUGA
Grammomys surdaster is the source of this 444-nucleotide messenger RNA. RefSeq names its product CD177 antigen-like. Gene Ontology annotation, cellular component: plasma membrane; plasma membrane raft. The record is from RefSeq and is a predicted model, not a curated record. NCBI's taxonomy places the organism in Eukaryota, Metazoa, Chordata, Mammalia, Rodentia, Muridae. Gene Ontology annotation, biological process: regulation of integrin-mediated signaling pathway; positive regulation of neutrophil degranulation; leukocyte cell-cell adhesion. The transcript has 3 exons. The coding region runs from base 1 to 444 and encodes 147 amino acids.